CUCUCAACAGAGGUCUGAGCUGGAUCUGCAGGUUCUGGGUGGAGGGUGGUGAGCGAUUCUGAAGGCGAGGACGGGGGUUGCUGAGACCUCCUCUCAGGCAAAAUGAGGCGCGAAGCCAAAAAGCUCCGAAAACGCGGGAAAAUCCGGAGUUCGGGCUGGAGUCAAGCGUCCCUGUGGUCUCCAGAGCGACUCCCUUGGGAAUAUUCCAUGCAGGCUCUGAGAGAAGCGGUCAGGUCUAGCCUGGGAGUCUGCAGCCUUUGAACCCCGAGCUCUCGGCCACCCGGUGUUCCCUUGGAGAAGCCACCUCACAUUUCUGUGCUCCCUCAUUUUCUCACCUUCUUCUGGAGCCCUAUUGUUGCCAACAAAUCUUGGCUCUCUGUGCACCGAUGCUGAACAGAAAUACGAGACAGAUUUUAGAGGAUAAGAGAGAUGGCUUUAUUCCUCUGCCAGGCAGAAGGGAAGACACAGCAGGCUAGCGCCUCAAGAACUGUGUGCUCCCCCACCCCCAAACGGAGAUUUUAUAUGUGGGGCUCGCAGUCCCCGGUAUAUGAUAAGGAUCAAAGUAGUGAAGGUCUCGCAUUCUUUUUCUCCUUGCAUUUCAAAACAGUCACAGCUGGCAUUAGGCAGUCCGGUAAUUGGGUCCCUUUGUCUCUGGUUUAUCUGCCUACGACCUUCUUUCUGAAAUGCAAAAGCUACAGGGGGUGAUUUGUUACCAGGGGGCGCAGGGAAUAUAAACACCAGGACCACGAUGUAAUUUACAUGAAGUUUGGGGUUGAUAGGCCCAGGAUGUAACUCACACAGCGUUAGCGUGAUAGGUACAGGAUGUAAUUUACAUAGUGUUAGGGAGUGAGGUUAGCUUUGUGAAGGACAAAUCUAGUUACAGACAUUACAGAUUAGUAACAGUUAAAAUAAAACUAGGAUUGAUUAACUCUUUCAGGCCUGUUUAUGCUGUUUCCCCAGGCUGUUCAUUGUUACUUUAUUUUCCUUGUCUAUCAGAAAAGUCUAAUUUCUAUUUUUGCUGCAACAAUGGGGACAGAAAGUUUAAUCUAUUUUGUUCCUUGCUAUAUUCCUAGUACCUGGUACAUAGUAGGCCCUCAAAUAUUUACUGAAUGAAUGAAUGUGCAAGGUAGGAAUUGCCAUUGUCCCCAUUUUCUGGAUGAGAAGACUGUGGCUCAGAGAGGAAGAUUCAUUGCUCAUGGUCAAGUCACUUAGUCAGGGUCGGAGCCAGGAUUCAAACCCAAGGAUACCUGAUCUCAAUGCCAGGCUCUUGGCUUCCAUGGGCGCCCAGAGUCAGGAAGAAGGUGGUUCCCCCUGGGUCUGGCCAGAUCAUAUCAGUCAUGCUUUGGUGAGACCAGGGUGGGGUGGGCCCUGAGAUGAUAUCAGUGGGCCCAGGCCCAUCUGUAAGGACCUGGAGUCAAAGUGGGGAGACUGAUGUUUAAAUUACCAUGGCAAUACUAGAUGAUCAGGAGUGCUUUACAGAGGAGGUGAUGGUGCCGUUUUGAAGGCUGAGCUGGAAUUUGCUGGGGAUGAUAAGGGCAUCUCAGGCAGAGGGAAUGGUUUGAACAAAGGCCUGGAGGUGGAAAAGAAUGUGCUGUUUGUCUUGGAUGACUGAGAACUGAGACGUAUGAACUGUGUGAAAUGUAACUCAUUUUGAUGCUCCACUCCUAAAUAUAUCAAUGUGCAUCUCUGAAAAUAAGAGUAUUUUCCUAUAUGGCUAGAUUAUCAUGAUUACAUUUAAUAAAUUAAUCAUAAUCCUAUAAUGUUGACUGCUGUCCAGUUGAUAGACAAAUUGUUCCAGCUGUCCCCCAGAUGUCCUCUAUAGCAAGUUUGUCUAGACCAGGAUCUUCCAGGAUAUCACACUGUACCUGCAUAUCCUUUAACUCCUUUUUAAUCUGGGGCAUCCCAUUUUUCAAGAUGCAGAGUGAUCCUCUGAGUGGUACUAAGUGGCUCCCACCUGAGUUUGAGGAGUUUGGGCAGGGGGCCAAGCAGAUGUAGGGAGUUGGGGGCAUUGUUCUGCUUGUGUCUGUGGUAUAAGGAAGGACCCUUCUAGCCCUGGCCAGCUGGAGGAGGCCGAGGGUCUCUUUAUUCAGGGGAAAGAGACAUGACUUUGGAGGAGGUGGGGCAGAGAGCUUGCUGGGGCCAGGAUGAGGGCCCUGCCCACAGCUAGGCAUUGUGAAAAUAAGCCAUUCAGUGUGGCCACCACUACAGUAACACUGCUGUCACUUGAUCACAUUUUUUAUUUGACUUAUUUUUCGAAAAUUAGGUAGCAUAUUCACAAAAGGCAUAAAAAGUUAGAACUUUUUAGAAGUUUACACACCUUGCUCUAACCAAGCAUAGAGCACGUAUAGAGCCACCUUGUUCUUGUACAGCUGUGUGGUAUUCAUGCCACUGACUGCUGGGUCCAUUAUUUGUUUACCCAGUAGCCCCCUGUGGAUGGACUCAUGUUUGCUCCCAGUCUUCUGCUGUUUCAAGCAAGCCUCACAGAUACUCAUAUGAAAACAAUAUGGGACUCCAGUUGUCUCAAGGAGGCUGCCAAAGAUUUUUAGACCUUGUAGCCUGCUAUGGAGCCAAAGUCCGGGCCCCUCACGCACUGGUCAUGACCUUUCUCUUCCGGAGUGGCAGCCUCCGGGAGAAGCUGUGGGCUAUCCUGCAGGCCACGUACACUCACUCCUGGAACCUGGCCAGCUUUGUGUUCACUUACAAGGGACUCUGCGCCCUGCAGUCCCACCUCCAGGGCGACACCUACCAGGUGCACUCAUUCGUGGCUGCCUUCCUUGGGGGCAUCCUGGUGUUUGGAAACAACAAUAACAUCAACAGCCAGAUCAACAUGUACCUGAUGUCACGCCUCCUGUUUGCCCUGUGCCGCCUGGGCGUGGGGAAGGGCUACAUCCCUGAGCCCAGGUGGGACCCGUUCCCGUUGUUCACCGGGAUAAUGUGGGGGCUGAUGCUGUGGCUCUUCGAGUACCACCGGCCCACGCUGCAGCCCUCUCUGCAGUCCUCCAUGACCUACCUGUACGAGGACAGCAACGUGUGGCACGACCUCUCGGACUUCCUCAUCUACAGCAAGAGGCGCCCCUCCGAGUAACUUGGCCCCAAGGUGCUCAUGGAGGCUCCCGCACCCAAGUCACCAUCAGCGGGCUCAGCUCGAGGUUGGCUCCAUCAGCGAAUCGUCCCAGGGGAUCUGGCCUUUUCAAGACCCGGGGUCUCAGACUCUAACUUUUAUUAGCCCGGGGUUCCAUCUGCCUAAGCGAAAGCACUGAUUUUCAGACCCCAUUAGGUACUCUUGAAUGGCGGAACGAGCCGCCAGAUCAGGCUGAGGAGCCUUGGGCGCGGUGACAGCUGUGCUGCUGACUCUGUGAGACCAGGGAAGGUCACACCCCACCCUGGGCCUCAGGGGUCAUCGCACUCAGAGGAGGGCACUGAAGUCUCUUUCUGGUGGGUAUGUUUUCCGACCCUUCUUCUGGAACAGAGGGCUCCUGGCUGGUGGGCAGUGGGUUGCAAACGCGUUUUUAGAAAAUAUGCAGUUCCUCAUCUUGGGUGUUCUACUGGAGAAGCUCUAGCGUUUCCGCUGUCCAAUAGAAACACGAUGUGAGUCAUAUACGUGAUUGAAAUUUUUUUAGUAGCCACAUUCCAGUGGUUAGGACUCCGAGCUUUCACUGCCGAGGGCACGGGUUCAAUCCCUGGUUGGGGAACUAAGAUCCCACAAGUCGUGGGGUGUGGCCAAAAAAAAAAGUGGGGGGGCAAGAAGCAGGUGAGAUUAACGUUAAUCAUAUCUUUUAACCCAGUAUUUCUAAAAUAUUAUCAUUUUAACAUGUAAUAAAUGUAAAAGUUAUGAGAUA
Orcinus orca (killer whale) is the source of this 3839-nucleotide messenger RNA. RefSeq names its product peroxisomal membrane protein 4 (gene PXMP4). The coding region runs from base 2504 to 3085 and encodes 193 amino acids. Gene Ontology annotation, cellular component: peroxisomal membrane. The record is from RefSeq and is a predicted model, not a curated record. Lineage: Eukaryota; Metazoa; Chordata; Mammalia; Artiodactyla; Delphinidae. The transcript is spliced from 5 exons.